AUGUCUGAAUCACCAGCUGUUUCACAGUCCACAAAUAUGUCCGACCUUCUGCCCACCAAUUUCAUCGGGACCACUAUGAGCGCACUGCAACACGAUGAUGGGAAACUCUGUGUCUACUUUCAAAACAAAGACUACCAAAUCUAUGAAAUGUUGUUGAAUGACCUGAAGAGCACGAGCUAUACCCUGCUCAAACUCACUAACAGCAACAUACCUGCUGCUUGUAUCAACACGCCCAUUGCAGCCGUGGCAAGUAACAACUUACAGGAGAUUCGUGUUUAUUACAUCACUGUGAACAGCCAUGUGCAGGAGCUUUGUUACUCCCAGCACCAUGGUUGGCAGAAAGACACGAAUAUUGGCACUGCUGUUGAGAACAGCACCUGCUUGUAUGCACAAGGCUGGUUCAUUCCCAAUGAUACCUCGCUCAGGGUCGGGUUCCAGUCCAUGACUGCUCCCCAGACCAUCACAGAAGGUUACUACACUGUGAAAGAUGAAUGGAAGACCCGUGUACUCUAA
Molecule: messenger RNA, 513 nt
Organism: Suillus bovinus
Lineage: Eukaryota; Fungi; Basidiomycota; Agaricomycetes; Boletales; Suillaceae
Exons: 2
Coding region: 1-513 (170 amino acids)
Source: RefSeq, a predicted model, not a curated record